Verruconis gallopava is the source of this 1427-nucleotide messenger RNA. RefSeq lists its product as uncharacterized. The record is from RefSeq and is a predicted model, not a curated record. Gene Ontology annotation, cellular component: cytoplasm. Lineage: Eukaryota; Fungi; Ascomycota; Dothideomycetes; Venturiales; Sympoventuriaceae. The transcript is spliced from 2 exons. Gene Ontology annotation, biological process: maturation of SSU-rRNA. The coding region runs from base 65 to 1321 and encodes 418 amino acids.
GAUUGAUCAUAUGGAGAACGUCUUUCGUCGUAAAAGAUAAUUAUUUUUAAAACAUCUGGGAAACAUGGCGGAUUACGAAUCAGAUUCUUCGGGCGAGCCUGACGAUUAUACUGAGACAACGACGCUUCUUGGCUACGCUUCAAAGGAGCCCACAGAUGAUUCCUUCAGUCAACUCGGUGGUCGUCCAACUUGGUUGGAUGGAAAAACGGCCCCCUCUGCAGGACUUGCGCGAUGCAAAGUCUGCAACAGUUUCAUGAACUUGUUGCUUCAGAUCAAUGGAGAUCUGCCUGACAAGCUGGCCGGUCACGAGCGAAGAUUGUACCUGUUUGGAUGCCGUAGAAAAACAUGUCGUCGAAAGGAGGGCAGCAUCAGAGGUUUCCGAGCGAGCAGAAUCUUGAAAUCGCAACCAAAGCCGUCUGCGACGCCGUUGCAUGCCGCUGAAGUGAAACCCGAAGUGAACCUUGGAAACCAGCUCUUUGGCGGAACUUCAAGUGCGGGGGGGAGCGGUGGUAACCCAUUUUCCAGCAAUCCGUUCUCGUCUAGUGGCGCAUCGAACCCAUUUGCCAGCACUUCAGGGCUGGCAGCUCAGCCUGCUCAGAAGCCCGCGUCGCAUGAUCUUUCGGAAACGUUCGCAUCAAAAGCCAAAAUAUCGGAGUCUCAAACGUCGCUGGACCCGUCCUUCAAACCGGUGCAGCCAUUUGGUCCGCCAGAACCUUGGCCAGCGGAUUCAUCUUUUCCUCCUGCGUACCCAGCUUAUCACUUGGAUGCGGACUAUGAAACGCUGGAUAAGCCGAAAGAUAUAGACAUUCCUCGCCCUACGCAAACCCUAGAGGACACUGAGAUGGGCGGUACGUCAUCAUCCGACGGCGCGGCGGAAGACAAGCAACUCUUCGAGUCGACCAUGGACAAGACGUUUCAAAAGUUUGCUGACAGACUUGCUCAAAAUCCCGAGCAGGUGCUACGGUACGAGUUUAACGGACAGCCGUUGCUAGCUAGCGUCACAGACACAGUCGGCAAGCGUCUAGCGCCAGAUCACAAAAGUAGUGGCCUUUCAAAAGUUGGCACCGCAAAGCAGGGGAGCGGAAUACCACGCUGCACGACUUGUGGCGAGGAGAGAGUAUUCGAGUUACAGCUCACCCCGCACGCGAUCACCGAGUUGGAGGCGGACGAAGACGGUUUAGACGGUAUGGAUUGGUUGACCAUUAUCUUGGCUGUAUGUUCGAAGGACUGCGUUCCAGCAGGAACACCCGACGGAGCUAUAGGUUACGUAGAAGAGUGGGUUGGCGUUCAAUGGGAAGAGCUAGCUGCGAAGACACGGUGAUACCUUCUGGUUGGAUGUUCAGCUGCUUAGCUAUAACGACAAGACUCGUACCAAGUAUGACCUUGUACACGGUGUGACGCAUAAGACGCUCGUUUCUCACUGGAAA